AUGCCGCCACGAUUAAUACUGUCCCCACUAUCGCCCAAGCCUUCCACUACACUCACCUCGUUAUCUUCUUUCCUCCUCCCCUUCCUACACCAACAGGCUCGACCCGCAUCGAUCCUCACUUCCCUGUCCGACACCAAAGGCGCAUACAACAAACGCAUUCGACGAGGACGAGGACCUUCUUCAGGCAAAGGCAAAACCUCCGGCCGAGGUCACAAAGGCCAAAAGCAACAUGGAAAGGUCCCGGCCGGCUUCACGGGUGGUCAAACGAAAGACGAGGUCGUCCGCGGUCCACAUGGCUUCAAGAAUAUACACGCCGAAGAGAUGUCCGCCGUGAACCUCGACAGAAUCCAAGACUGGAUCAACCAAAAGCGCAUCGACCCGCAGCAACCCAUCACAGUCAAAGAAUUGACACGCACGCGCGCCGUCCAUGGUGUCAAAGACGGGAUCAAGCUCCUAGGGCGAGGCGCCAACAUGCUGACCACGCGCAUCAACAUCGUCGUCUCGCGCGCCUCGGCCUCUGCAAUCGCGGCCGUGGAAGCCCUCGGCGGCACCGUCACCACCAGAUACUACACCAAAUACGCCAUCCACCGCAUCAAGCAGGGCAAGACGGCCCCCUUCGUGAGUCUGAAAUGGGAUCCCGAGGCGCUGAAGAACCCGGCCCUCAACAGGAUCGGCAUGGGCAGCGACCCCGUGCAGAGGGUCAAGGGGAUGGGCUUCCAGUACCGAUUACCGGAUCCCACGAGUAGGAAGGAUAUAGAGUAUUAUCGCGAUCCGGCGAAGAGGGGGUAUUUGGCGCAUACGGUGGGCGAGGGGGAGACCCCGAGUCUAUAUCAUAGAUUGCCGAGGACGGAUGUUGGCGUCAAGAGGACGGUGACUAAGAAAAGGGAGGAUGCUGAGGAGAACAGGCUAUGGUAA
Molecule: messenger RNA, 915 nt
Organism: Endocarpon pusillum Z07020
Lineage: Eukaryota; Fungi; Ascomycota; Eurotiomycetes; Verrucariales; Verrucariaceae
Exons: 2
Coding region: 1-915 (304 amino acids)
Biological process (GO): translation
Cellular component (GO): mitochondrial large ribosomal subunit
Molecular function (GO): structural constituent of ribosome
Source: RefSeq, a predicted model, not a curated record